Mytilinidion resinicola is the source of this 999-nucleotide messenger RNA. Its product is annotated as proteasome core particle subunit alpha 1. NCBI's taxonomy places the organism in Eukaryota, Fungi, Ascomycota, Dothideomycetes, Mytilinidiales, Mytilinidiaceae. Gene Ontology annotation, cellular component: proteasome core complex, alpha-subunit complex; nucleus; proteasome core complex. Gene Ontology annotation, biological process: ubiquitin-dependent protein catabolic process. The record is from RefSeq and is a predicted model, not a curated record. The transcript is spliced from 5 exons. Bases 121 to 885 code for a protein of 254 amino acids.
AGUUUACCAACAAGCCGCCCUCACUCCUCUCUCCAUCACCCUGGUGCUGACAUCUAAUUUCCUGGCCCUGCCGACCAAGCUGAAGCAGCACCCGCAAGACAUCAGCACUUAUAGCCCAUCAUGUCCGGAAGUGCGGGCUAUGACCGACACAUUACCAUCUUCUCCGACCAAGGCCGGUUAUAUCAAGUUGAAUAUGCCUUCAAGGCCAUCACGGCAGCGAACAUCACGUCCGUAGGAGUCAAGGGCAAGAGCUGUGCUGUGGUCAUCUCACAGAAGAAAGUUCCAGACAAACUCAUCGACCCCUCCUCCGUGUCGUACAUCUACAAACUCUCACCGUCGGUUGGAUGUGUCAUGACAGGGUCGAUUGCAGAUGCCCGAGCAUCGGUCAAUCGGGCACGAGGUGAAGCUGCUGAGUUCAGAUACAAGUUUGGAUACGAGAUGCCCUGCGACGCGUUGGCGAAGCGGAUAGCCAACAUCAGCCAGGUCUACACACAGCGCGCGUACAUGCGUCCCCUCGGUGUCGCGACGACGCUCAUCUCAGUGGACUCGGAACUCGGCCCCCAACUCUUCAAGUGCGAUCCGGCUGGCUACUACGUGGGCUACAAGGCGACAGCGUCUGGCCCCAAGACGCAGGAGGCUCUGAACUUCCUUGAGAAGAAGCUGAAGAACAAGGAUUACGCCGAGGGCGAUUGGGAGGAGGUGGUGGAGCUCGGAAUUGCGACGCUCAGCACCGUCCUGAGCGUUGAUUUCAAGAAGGGCGAAUUGGAGGUCGGCAUCGUGGGCGGACCGCGGGCGGACGGCAAGGAAGGCACCGAGACCGAAUUCCGGGCCCUGACAGAGGACGAGAUUGACGAACGGCUGCAAGCCAUUGCCGACAAGGACUGAGCGAGGUGCGCUGAGAUGGGGACGGCGAGGCUGGCAUGCAGGGUUGUAGUGGAGGACCGUUUGGCCGGCUCCGGGGGCGUCUGGUGCGGCGUCUGGUGCAGCGUCUCCAGCUGU